CCAAAUGUAUCAUGCUAUACACAUUAUGCACUUGAAACUCAUUGCCAUAUAAAACCUUCCCCUGCUCCACAAAGUAUUCCAUCAGUUGCUUAGCAUACGGUCUAUGAAGCAAAGCUAACCUAGGGCAUAUAAGUAUGGAACUAGCAACGCUAAGGCAUAAGAAGUGAUCAUAUAGAUCAAGCCUGUAGUAUACCACUGAGAACUAUCUGACCAGUUACACAAGAAAUUGCCUAUACUGCCUAUACUCAGUUGCCUUCCACCUAUCGAUUUCUGCCAUGCCUCUUGGUUUACGUGCAAAGAAACUUGGAACAAAUGGUUUCAGACCAGUUAAUCUAUUACUGAUCUCCUCGACCUGACCAGCUGACAAUUUGACUUCCCGGCUACCUCUAAUCCAAGUCAAAAUCAACUUUCUUGUCACUCCCAAACACAGCUGGUGCAUAUAGUCGAUAGGAAACUUUUUAAUCAUAUCGAUUGGUAAAGUACAAAAAGGACUCUCACUUAAAUGAUGUCCCUCAUUAACCUGCUCCGGAAAGGAAUAAUCAGAUCGCAAGUCAAUAUCCUUAAUCAAAGGGUAAACUACUCUACCAACCCACGUGCCUUUUUGCGCACACUUCGCAAUCAAAAUACCCGGAGCAUAAUUUUGUACCUUUGACAAGUGCUCUUGCAGGAGCAUCACACACAACACACCUGAAGCCGAUGGUUUGUAUUUUAUAGCAACGUAUUGUGCCCGACUUGGUUUCAUAUAAACAUUAUAACCACAAACUGUAAUAAACAAAUGUAGAGACUUAUGUCAGCCUUACACAGGAAUGCAUGUUUCACUUUAACACUCUAAGCUGCUAUGAAACCUCAUGUGCCCUAACUUGCCUUUCUACUCUUGUCAAUGCCAAAAGGUUCUCAUCAAGGGAACAAUCUUAAGUGUUAUUUAAUCAGCUAAUAUGUAGUUAUAAUGCUAUACGGAAUACUUGAUGCAUUAUUGCAUUGGUAUAAUUGCAUGUUUAUAAUGAUAUACAGUACUGUAGGAAGAUCUUUAUGGUUGGGGGGCUGAAAGCGAGGGCCAUGAAAUCCCUCAUGUGCCCUACUUUGCCUUUCUAUACUCUUGUCAAUGCCAAAAGGUUCUCAUCAAGGGAACAAUGUUAAGCGUUAAUCAGUUAAUAUGUAGCUAUAGCGCUAUAAGGAAUACUUGAUGCAUCAUUGCAUUCGUAUAAUUGCAUGUUUAUAAUGAUAUACAGUGCCAGAGGAAGAUCUUUAUGGUUGGGGAGCUGAAAGCGAGGCCCAAAAGCCAGAGGAAAUUUUUCAAUUAGUAGUACUAAAUGAGCGAAGGCAUAUUUAAUUAACUAUAUAUUGGAUAAGUUCUAACAAAGUAUGGGUAAUAUCUUCAUACUUUUUGUCAUGGAUAAUGUAGCCGCUUAAAAUUAAUAAAUUGUUAGUACUAUAAUGGCAUAUUAUUUAAAUUGUAAAGGUCUGCAUGAUUUUGAAAAAAAGAAUGAUUAUAAGCAAAUUAUGGGGGGGGGGCGGAGCCCGGUUGCUAUGGCCCUAAAUAUAGAAUUGUAUCCAAAGGUUGCUACUAGUAGUUCCUUGGGUAAAUGUGGUGUCAACUGUGUAGUUUAAUGAAUCAUGGGAAAUUUAAUAAUAAUCUUGGGCAUAUUUUCAUAAAAGUUGUACAUUCCCCUUCUCUGAGGUAAUUUGAACCCAAAAAAUAUUCAAAGUAACAAGCUACCACUUUUUCAAGGUGUUUACAUUAUCAAGUAUUUUAAAAGCACAUUAUAAACUGUGAAUAAACCAUGUGGCGGCGGUCCAGUACACAACAGUAAAAAUGGUACACAAACUGGUGCACAAACUGGUGCACAAAUGAGUAAAACUAUCUAUUGUGCAGAACGUUAUGCUAUUUACUGUCUAAAUUAUGUGUAUUUUACUAUUUUUUGUGUGUGUUGGUGUUAUGUACUCAGGUGAAUGUGAUGUUUGUGAUGUUACUCUGAGUGUGCAUCCACACUGGGCAAGCUGAAAAGUUAGCUUGGCCACAGUGGGAAUAGAACCCGCGACCUUUGGGAUACUAGUCCAAUGCUCUACCAACUGAGCUACAUGGUCAAGUCCGUUUGAGUUGAUGAUAUUUUGGUCUAGUUCCUUCGAUAUCAGUGUAUUCUACGAUAUGAUUAUGUAGUUCAAAUGUUUUGACUAAUCUAUAACUCAGAUAUGGCAUUUCCAGGGUUCCAUUUUCAAAAUAUUCCCAUUGGAGCAUGCCCCCUACUAUUUACUUUGUCUAAUGCUGGGCGAUUUUACUUGUCAGUGGUUGAGUACUACUAGUUAAUGGGUUAACAAACCUAUCUGCCAACAUCUCUUAUUAACCCAAUGAUUGGCAAUGCACCCUACUUUAGUAUUUACUAUGUGAAACCCCAGAUGAUUUUACUCGACAGUGGUAGAAUACUACCAGUGAAAGAGUUAACGAACCUAUUUUCUAACGUCUAUUAUUAUUAACCCAUUAACUGGCAAUGUGCCUAAAUGCACCCCACUUUGUGUAUUUACUGUUGUAAAUAGCACUCAACAGUUUAGAAACGUUUUAACGUUUUAAUUGAUAACAUUAUAUUCGGUUAGCUGUGUUCUUAUUAAUAACCGCGUUGUUUAUCGCGGGCUCAGGUUUUGUACGUUCAUGUUACGUUCACGUUUGUGUGCUCGAGGUGUAAAUAUAGUUUAUAUUGUUUUCCGAAGAUUUAUAUUAAAAUUAUAAACUAAAUUGAACAGUUUAUGGGCCCAGACACUCUCUGAACUGCAUGUUAUUAAUCAAAGAAACUUCUGCUGGAUUUAAACAUUCAAAAUGGCUCAAGAAGACAAGUUAUUUAUCGACCAACUAGAGGGAGUUAAAAAUUGGCAAGUAUGGAAAUAUCAAAUGCAGGUUAUAUUGGAAGCUAGAGAGUUGUGGAGUGACGUUGAUGAAACGGCAACCAGCCCGGCUUUAUCAGAAAGCAGUUCAUCAAGUUCAUCGGCUCAAACAGCUUUCGAAAGGGCUCAGAAGAAGACCAAAGCUCUACUUGUUACGAGUAUAAAUUCGGAUCUUGUACAUCUCAUUACUGAAUGCCAAACGCCAAAGCAAAUUUGGGACAAACUGAAGGAACGUUUUGAAAGAAACACGUAGCAAACAAAGUGUUUUUGAAGCAGAAAUUCUUUUCUUUAAAAAUGAAAGAUUGUGAUUCCCUCGAUGAUCAUCUACGCCGCAUGAAAGAAAUUACUGACCAACUGGCAGCCAUCAAGGCGCCUAUUCCUAAAGAUGAACAUAUCGUAGCCCUGUUACUCAGCCUUCCACGAUCAUAUAAUACUAUAACAACUGCAUUGACUGCAAAACGAGACGAGCUUAGCCUAACUCAAGUGCAUCAAGCACUCAUGAGUGAAGAAGAAAAACGUGGCCUAUACAAGUGCAAAGAUGGUGGUGGUCGAGUCGACAAGGGUGAAACUGCCUUACAGCAUGUAAAGACAAGUCGAAAGCCUAUCAAGUGCUUUGGAUGCGGCGAAGAGAAUCGUGUGAUCAGAAAUUGUCCGAAAAGAAAGAAAGGGCAGCAUGAAAACAGAAAUAAACCGGGAAAUUCAUACAAACAUAAAGCAACUCCAGCAGAUGCUGAUGGGAAAAGGAACGAGGAUUCUGGGGGUAAUGUAUUCGUAGUAGGAUUGAUUUCAGCUAAAGGGAAUAAUUGUUGGAUAAUCGACUCCGGUGCUUCGCAGCACAUGACUGUUAAUCGUGACUUAUUGGUAAAUUAUUGUAAAUUCCCUGAACCAGAACCUGUUGCUAUUGGUGAUGGUCGUUCUGUUUAUGCGUACGGAUAUGGACAAGUAGACAUCACUAUGAUACUUGGAAAUAAAGAGAAAGACCAACGGAAAUCAAUUCUAACAAAGGUACUCUAUGUUCCAAAAUUAGCUACAAAUAUUUUUAGUGCACAUGCAGCAGCAUCUAAAGGCAAGGUGGUGCAAUUUGGCCACACCUUCUGUUGGAUUAAGGAUUCGAAGGGACAAGUUGUGGCACGUGGUCAACUUGUUGGGAACAUGUACCGUCUUGAUUGCAAAGUUGACAAACAUGGAAACCGAGCAUCAAUUGCUAAUCAAACUGGUGCCAAACUGGAUCUAUGGCACCAAAUAAUGGUGCAUUUAACUACCGGUCAAAUGAAAAUCGUGGCUUCAAACUUAUUACAGGUACGGACAUACCCGGAACUGGCAAGUUAAGUUUUUGCGAGGCCUGUGCUGAAGGAAAGGCUCACCGAGCGCCAUUUAAGCCAGUGGGAGAAAUUAAGUCAACGAGAAGGUUAGAGUUGGUCCAUAGUGAUGUUGCCGGACCGAUGAAGACUGAAAGCUGUGGAGGUGCAAAGUACUUCGUCACCUUCAUCGAUGAUUACUCCAGAUGUGUCACUGUUUACCCAAUGAAGUAUAAGUGUGAAGUGUUGGAAAAAUUCAAGGAGUGGGAGGCAGCCGUGACAAACCAGGCAGAAUGCAAGAUUAAGACACUUCGGACAGACAAUGGUGGCAAAUACACAUCCACCGAUUUCCAAGAUUUUCUAAAGGAGAAAGAAUUCGCCAUGAGACUACAGUGCCACAUUCACCCCAGCAGAAUGGGGUAGCUGAGCGCAUGAACCGAACACUUCAAGAAGCAGCUCUCUCUAUGAUUCUGCAUGCUGGACUGUCCAAAGCUUUCUGGGCAGAAGCAGUUUCCAAUGCGGCCUAUGUAAGAAACCGAGUCAUCACGACUGCGACCGCGGUAACCCCUGACGAAAGAUGGUAUGGAAAGAAGCCGGACGCUCAGGACGAGAGACGAAAGACGCUCAGGACGAGAGAGAAAUCCACCAAGGUACUACCACGACGAUUAUGCUACAAUCACUACAGCGAAAUAUGCAGCACUUUAUGUAGCUGAAAUCAAAGAGCCAGAAACGUUAAAGGACGCUCUUGGCAGUGAAUAUGCAACACAGUGGAAAGCAGCUGCAGAUGCUGAGUACCAGUCUUUGUUAGAGAAUGAGACUUGGGAGUUAGUUGAACUGCCAGCUGGACGUAAGCCUAUCAGUUGCAAGUGGGUUUUCAAAGUCAAGCACGAAGGAAAUAUAUAUGCAACAGCCCGAUCGCUAUGUAGAACCAGGAAAAGAAUGGCUAGUGAGUCGCCUCAAGCAAUCGCUUUAUGGCCUGAAGCAAAGCCCGCGCUGUUGGAAUAACGUAUUCAAAGAAUUUAUGUUAUCACUGGGAUUUGGUCAAAAACUUUAUUUAAACAGGGUGGCCCUUUCAGCACGAAGGCUGGUAUCCAUAGGGGCCCUGUGUCUAGAUAUAAGCUAUUUAUAGGAAUUACAUUUUAUGUGUAUUCAUUCGUGUCCUCAAGGAUAAGUUGACGAUUGUUACUGUUCAUGUUGAUGACCUGAUACUUUUAACGGAUACUGAAGAAGAGAUGUUCGAUCUCAAGACCAGUCUGGCAAACCACUUCAAGAUGAAGGAUAUGGGUGUACUCCACUACUGUCUAGGAGUUAGUGUUACUAUAAAGGACGGUGUAUUGCAAAUCAGUCAAGACAUUACAUCGGUAAGAUUAUGCGAAAGUACAAAUUACAACAGUGCAAAACGGUGUCAACGCCAAUGGAUCUUAACGUAAAACUAGUUAAGGACGAUGGAUAUAGCAAACCAGUGGAUGUCGUUCAGUACCAGUCAAUGGUAGGGAGUUUGAUAUACUUGGCGAUAGCUACUCGUCCAGACAUAGCCUACGCAGUGGCAGCAUUGGCUAAAUUCAACUCAUCACCGACCGAGGCACAUCUAACAGCGGUCAAGCGCGUUUUUCGGUAUUUGAAAGGAACUGCUCAGCUACGCCUGCAGUACCAAGAAACCGAUGCUAAUGUAGAGGGAUACUCUGACACAGAUUGGGCUUCUGACUCAGAUGAUCGACGAUCAACGUCCGGAAACGUAUUUGUGAUGUCAGGUGUGCAAUCAGUUGGACAAGCAAGAAACAACCAACAGUGGCUCUUUCAACGUCGGAAUCAGAAUACAUUGCACUAUAUUUUGCAACCCAAGAACAGUAUGGCUACGAUAACUGAUGAAAGAUCUACAGAUGGAUUGUACCACAGCGACGACCAUAUAUGAAGAUAAUCAAGGUGCUAUCGCGCUGUCAAGGAACCCAGUGCUACACAAGCGGACGAAGCACAUUGAUAUCAAAUGUUAUUUCGUUCGGGAGAAAACUCAAGAUGGGACAGUUGAGCUGAAGUACUGUCCAACGAAUGAAAUGGUAGCGGAUAUCUUGACAAAGCCACUAUCCAAAGGACAAUUUGGGUAUCUGCGAUGUAAGUUGGGAGUGAUACAAGGACAUGUUGAGUGA
Paramuricea clavata is the source of this 6316-nucleotide messenger RNA. Lineage: Eukaryota; Metazoa; Cnidaria; Anthozoa; Malacalcyonacea; Plexauridae. The record is from the annotation of a GenBank genome assembly.